Papilio xuthus (Asian swallowtail) is the source of this 9117-nucleotide messenger RNA. Its product is annotated as fibrillin-2. The transcript is spliced from 51 exons. The annotation marks the transcript as partial. The record is from RefSeq and is a predicted model, not a curated record. Gene Ontology annotation, molecular function: calcium ion binding. Lineage: Eukaryota; Metazoa; Arthropoda; Insecta; Lepidoptera; Papilionidae.
CGAGCCCCGCGCGCCGACGCCCGAGCGCGCCACUGGCAGCGCGGUGCUCGCACCCUCGAUGACCGCGCGCCCAGUCACUUCGUAGGACCCCACGUGUGCCGGAGCCGCAACAGCACACAUUGCUGUCCCGGAUGGACCUCGCGUCCAAACUCCCUGCUUUGUGUAGUACCAAUCUGCCGGCCGGACUGCGGCUCGCCAGGGUCAUGCGUGGCACCCAACAUGUGCCGCUGCCCUAACGGUAUCGAGGCCUCCUCGUGUGGAGGCGGGGGCGGACUCUACCCUUACUCUGCGCGCACGCGCGGCGGCUGCCGGCGCAUCUGUAUGAACGGCGGCACCUGCAACAAUGGCACGUGCGCCUGCGCGCCCGGCUGGAGCGGAGAGUUCUGUACCGAACCGAUCUGUCACGAGCCGUGUCUGCACGGCGGACGCUGUAUUGCGCCCGACCGCUGCGUCUGCUUCCACGGCUUGUCCGGCACCCGCUGCGAGAUCGACCGCCGCACUGGUCCGUGCUACACUGAGACGCGCGGCGCGCUGUGCACGGGCGCGCUCGAGGGCGUGGUGUGCACCAAGCAGCUGUGCUGCGCCACCGUGGGAGUAGCCUGGGGACACCCCUGCGAACGUUGCGCAGACCUCGACUGCCCCACCGGCCAUCUGCGCAAUCUCGCCACCAAGGAGUGCCAGGACAUAGACGAGUGCGCGGCGGUGCCCGGCCUGUGCGAGGGAGGGCGUUGCGUCAACUCGGUGGGGUCGUUCUCGUGCGAGUGUCCACCAGGCCAGCGCCGGCAUCGCGUCUCCAACAACUGCGAGGACAUCGACGAGUGCGAGGAUCCCGACAUCUGCCCCAACGGCAAAUGUGUGAAUACUGAGGGCGACUACUACUGCCUCUGCAACCCGCACUUCAUCCCCAGCCCCGACAAGAAGUUCUGUAUCGACGGGCGCGUGGGCAGCUGCUUCACGUACCUGGGCGAGACGGGCGAGUGCGGCGACCGCCUGCCCGUGCCGCUCUCCAACCGCGACUGCUGCUGCGGGUACAACAUGGGCCGCGCCUGGGGCGACCUCUGCGCGCCCUGCCCGCCGCGCGGCUCCACGGAGUGGACUCACCUGUGCGGGGGCGGCAUCAUCCCCCCGGACUGGCGACGCAACGACACGAGCGGCGGAGGCGCGGGCGGCGGCGGCGGCGGCGACGCGCAGCCCAUCGCCAAGAUCAACGAGUGCAUGCUGCGCGACGGCAUCUGCGGCCUGGGCGACUGUAUCGACAAGGAUAUCGGGUACCAGUGCCAGUGCUGGGACGGUGCGGAGGCGGCGGAGCAGGACGGCAACCCCACCUGCAUCGACAUAGAUGAAUGCGCGCUCGAGUACUGCAAGGGCGGCACCUGCGUCAACAAGCCCGGCGGCUUCGAGUGCAGAUGUCCGCCCGGCUUCGACCCGGUGGAGAACGGCCUGCGCUGCAGCGACAAGAACGAGUGUGAGAUGACCGGCGGCGGCAUGUGCAGCAACGGCGUCUGCAUCAACGUCGACGGCGGUUUCGAGUGUCAGUGCCUGGCGGGGUACGAGGCGACGGAGCGCGGACACGCGUGUCGCGACGUGGACGAGUGCCGCGACAACCCGCGCGUGUGUCGGCGCGGCCGCUGUCGCAACACGCCCGGCAGCUACGAGUGCACCUGCGAGCCCGGCUUCGCGCCCACAGCCGGCGGGUACUGCGCCGACGUCGACGAGUGCACCGACACCUCGCUCUGCCACGGUGGUCGCUGCGUGAACAGCGAGGGGUCGUUCCAGUGUGUGUGCGAGGCGGGGUACCGCGGCACGGCGGCGCGCGGCGCGUGCGUGGACGUGGACGAGUGCGCGGAGCUGCGCGUCUGCCGCAACGGCCGCUGCCGCAACUCGCCCGGCUCCUUCCGCUGCGACUGUCUGCCCGGCUUCACGCUCAGCAACGACGGCCGCACCUGCCUCGAUGAAGUACAGGACCUGUGCUACGAGAAGUACGAGGACGGCCAGUGCUCAGGGCCCGGCACCACACCCGUCACGCGCUCGCAGUGCUGCUGCAGCGCCACUAAAGGUUUCAAAUUGGGAUGGGGAGUGGGGUGCAAGGAGUGUCCCAAGCCGGGCACGUCCGACUACGAGAUCCUGUGCCCGGAGGGGGCGAGCAAGGACAACGGCGGCGCGGACAUCAACGAGUGCACGAUGAUCCCGGGCGUGUGCGCGCACGGCACCUGCGAGAACCUCGAGCCCGGGUACAAGUGCAUCUGCGACCCCGGAUACCAUCCUGACGCCGACGGCAUCUGCCGGGACAUCGACGAGUGCGACAUGCACCAGUCGUACUGCACUGGCGGCCAGUGUCGCAACACGCUGGGCAGCUUCACGUGCGUGUGCCCGCCCGGCACGCGGCUGGACGCGGAGGAGCAGCUGUGCCGCGACAUCGACGAGUGCGAGGGUGAGACAGUUUACACCGACACCGACUCCGACAUAGACCGCGGCGACAUCCCCCCCACCUUCCGCCGCGCAGAGCAGUCGAACCCGUGCGACAACGGGCGCUGCAUCAACACGCACGGCAGCUACGAGUGCGAAUGCGAACACGGUUUCGUUCUAGACGCCACCGCACAGCACUGUCUCGACAACCGGCGCGGGUCGUGCUGGCGGCGCGCGGUGGACGGACAGUGCGAGGGCGCGGCGGCGGGCGCGCUGCUGCGCCAGGAGUGCUGCUGCGGAGUGGGCCUGGCCUGGGGCUCGCCCUGCGCGCCCUGUCUUCCCGAGCACUGCCCCUGCCCCAAGGGAUUCGCUAAGUUGGACGGUGCGACGUGCCGCGACCUGGACGAGUGCAUGCUGGACGCCGAGCUGUGCGCGGGCGGCACCUGCGUCAACACCGACGGCUCCUACCGCUGCGACUGCCCGCCCGGACUCACGCUGGACGCCACCGGCAACCGCUGCGUGGACACGCGCAAGGAGUAUUGCUACACGGAGUACAUCGGCGGGCGCUGCUCCAACCCCCUGCAGGUGUCCGUCUACCGCGCCAUCUGCUGCUGCUCCUCCCUUGGCAAGGCCUGGGGCGACGGCCGCUGCGAGGCCUGCCCCAAGAAAGGUACCGACGCAUACCGGACCCUCUGCAUAUCGGACGUGAGCGGCCCGGCGACGACCUGGGACCGGCCGUACCUCGGCGGACCGAACGGCACCGACAUCUGGAGCCACACGGGCGGCGGAGACUUCGACAACGACUGGGACGUCGACGUCAAGAACAACCUGGGCAACGGCACCUUCGACGGCUGGCGGCCCGGCGGCGGCCUCGUGCCCGGACAGAUGGAGGUCAACGAGUGCGCCGCCUUCCCCGGACUCUGCGGACACGGCAGGUGCAAAAACAUGCUCGGCACCUUCACCUGCGAAUGCUUCCCUGGUUAUGAAAAGGACUCCAAGAACCACACGUGCGUGGACGUGAACGAGUGCGAGAUCGUGGACGAGGUGUGCGGCGCGGGCGAGUGCCGCAACACCGACGGCAGCUUCUCCUGCCACUGCCGCGACGGACACCGCGCAGACGACCUCACCAAAGUUUGCGUCGACAUCGACGAGUGCGCAGAGAACAGCGCGUUGUGCCGCAACGGGCGCUGCGUGAACACAGCCGGCUCCUUCCGCUGCGAGUGCGCUCCCGGCAUGGAGCUCGCGCCCGACCGCCUCUCCUGCAAGGACGUCGACGAGUGCUCCAUCACCUCCGGUAUCUGCAGCAACGGCGCCUGCGAGAACUUGAUGGGCACGUACCAGUGCGUGUGCGACGAGGGCUACGCGCAGUCGAGCGUCAAGUCUCACUGCGAGGACAUCGACGAGUGCAGCGAGGACCCCACGCGCUGCCAGCACGAGUGCAUCAACACGCCCGGCUCCUACCACUGCGAGUGCAGGGACGGAUGGCGUCUGCGCGCGGACGGGCGCACGUGCCGCGACGUGGACGAGUGUGGGGAGGGUGCGCGGGUGUGCGGGGGAGGCACGUGCCGCAACACGCCGGGCGGGUACCGCUGCGAGUGCUCCACCGGCCUGCUGCCCGCGCCGCCCGGCGUGCCCCCCACCUGCCUCGACGUCGACGAGUGCACAGACAUUCCCGAACUGUGCGGGGCCGGCGAGUGCCGCAACACGAUCGGCAGCUUCGUAUGUCGCUGCCCCGACGGGUACAGCGUGAAGCCGGACCAGGGCCCGGCCUGCACCGACGACGACGAGUGCGAGCUCGGCACCUGCGACUGCCACCCCGCCGCGGACUGCAUCAACCUGCCGGGUUCGUUCCAAUGCCGGUGCCGCGACGGGUGGCGCGGGGACGGCACGGAGUGCGAGGACGUGGACGAGUGCCUCACCAACAACGGCGGGUGUCACCCGCGGGCCACCUGCCGCAACACCGACGGCUCAUUCGUGUGUCUCUGCGACACCGGCUACAAGGGCGACGGGUACUCCUGCGUGGACAUCGACGAGUGCGGCAACGACCCCACGCUGUGCGAGAACGGUCACUGCACCAACACGCCCGGCGGCUACGAGUGCGACUGCGACGUCGGCUUCACCAAGUCCGCCGACGGCCGCUCCUGUCUCGACAUGGACGAGUGCGCGACGUUCGACAACGUGUGCGUGUUCGGGCGCUGCGUCAACACGUACGGCAUGUUCAAGUGCAUCUGCGACAAGGGCUACCAGUCCGACAGCGUCGAUGACCUGAUGCCGGGAUUCAACUGUACGGACGUGGACGAGUGCAAGUCGCCGCAGUCCUGCCAGUACGGCACGUGUCUCAACACGCAGGGCUCCUACAUCUGCCGCUGUCCGCCCAACUACGAGCUCGUCUCCGACGGGACCGCGUGCUUCGACUCCCGCAAGGCGAGAUGCUACGGGCAGGUGGACCUGCGCUCGGGCACCGAGCACUGCCGCGACAGCGACGAGCUCUCCGAGGACGGCACCAUGGCCGCCUGCUGCUGCUCCGUCGGCGCGGCGUGGGGCAACUACUGCGACCUGUGCCCGGAGCCGGGCUCGGAGGCGUACCGCCAGCUCUGCCCCGGCGGCCCCGGCUACCAGCCCGUCCUCGAACCCCCAUCGUACGUGGUGACGCUGGCGGACAUAGACGAGUGCGCGCAGCACCCGGCGCUGUGCGAGCACGGCACCUGCACCAACACGUUCGGCUCGUUCGUGUGCACGUGCGGGCCGGGCCGCCGGCUGUCGGCCGCAGCCGGAGCCGCGCGCUGCGACGACAUAGACGAGUGCGCGCAGCCCGACAUCUGCGGCCCCGGCGUCUGCCGCAACCUGCCCGGCUCCUACGUCUGCCUCUGCCCCGAGGGAUACGUCGCCAUGCCCAACGGGAAGGAGUGCGUGGACGUGCGGCAGCGGCAGUGCUACCUGGACUGGGAGCCGGAGACGGGACGCUGCAGCGCGGCGGUGGGCGUGCCUCAGACCAAGUACCUGUGCUGCUGCUCCGUGGGCCGGGCCUGGGGCGCGCCCUGCGAGGCCUGUCCCGACAAGGGCUCGCAAGAGCACAUGGCGCUGUGCGGGGAGAAGCCGGGCGAGUACAUCAACCCGAUGAACCCGAACGAGACGCGGCCCAUCAACGAGUGCGACAUCAUGCCGCAGCUGUGCAAGCCAGGCUCCUGCCACGACACCCCCACCGGCUUCCAGUGCGGCUGCGACCACGGAUACGAGCACGACAACACGUCGCACCUGUGCCGCGACAUAGACGAGUGCCAGGGCGCGCGGCCGCCAUGCCGCGGCCUGGCGCAGUGCGUCAACCUGCCCGGUGCUUUCGAGUGCCGCUGCCCCGCCGGCUACCGGCUGACGGCCUCGCUCGACGAGUGCGAGGACGUCGACGAAUGCGCCGACCAGCGCCUCUGCGAGCACGGCGAGUGCAGGAACACCAUCGGAUCGUACAGGUGCGAGUGCGCGCCUGGCUACACGCUGCGGGAGAACGCUUGCCGCGACGUGGACGAGUGCUCCCGGCCGCGGCCGCUGUGUCGCAACGGCACCUGCGAGAACCGGCCAGGCUCCUACGUGUGUCACUGCGACGAGGGCUUCAAGCCCGGCGCCAACAACGACUGCAUCGAUAUAAACGAGUGUCGCGAGGGCGGCAUGGUGUGCCGCAACGGGCGGUGUCGCAACACGGUGGGGUCGUUCCGGUGCGAGUGCGCGCCGGGCUACGUGCUGAGCCCCGACGCGCGCAACUGCCGCGACCUGGACGAGUGCGCGGAGCUGCCGGCGCCGUGCGGCACGGAGGGCUCGCCCGCCUGCACCAACACCAACGGCGGCUACGAGUGCUCGUGCGGCGCGGGCUGGCGGCUGGCGGGCCGCCGCUGCGUCGACCGCGACGAGUGCCGCGACCUGCCCUACGCCUGCGCCGGCGGCGACUGCCACAACUUCAACGGCGGGUACCGGUGCGACUGCCCGGCGGGCUGGCGCUUCGACCAGGCGUCGGCGAUGUGCGUGGACGAGCGCAAGGAGCUGUGCUACGAGCAGUGGGACGCCGGCCGCUGUCACAAGGCGCGUCCGCUGCAGCUCAGCCGGCCCGACUGCUGCUGCUCCGAAGGUGCCGCAUGGGGUCGAUACUGUGAGCGGUGUCCCACACCGGACUCCGCAGAGUUUCUGAGGAUCUGUCAGGGAGGAAUGGGACGACCGAAUCUCACUCAGGACUUGGACGAGUGCAAGGUGCGGCCGGACGUGUGCAAGGGCGGGCACUGCAUCAACACGGACGGCUCGUUCCGGUGCUCGUGUCCGGCGGGCUACGUGCUGGACGGCAGCGGGCUGGUGUGCGUGGACGCGGACGAGUGCGCGCAGGACCCGCGCAUCUGCGGCAACGGCACCUGCACCAACACCGCCGGCGGCUACGAGUGCACCUGUAACCUCGGAUUCACGCAGGGCACGGAGCAGACGUGCGUGGACGUAGACGAGUGCGCGGAGGGGCGCGCGGCGUGCUCGUUCCGGUGUCACAACACGCCGGGCUCGUGGCGCUGCACGUGCCCCUACGGGUACAGGCUGGCGGCGGACGGCGCGCACUGCCGCGACGUCGACGAGUGCGCCGCCGAGCCCGCGCCCUGCCCGCACGCCUGCGAGAACGUCGUCGGUUCCUACAUAUGCAAAUGUCCUGAAGGGUACAAGCGCACGUCGGCGCCGCACGACGCGGCGGACGCGUGCGAGGACGUGGACGAGUGCGCGGAGCGACGCGACCGCUGCGCGCCCGGAGUCUGCAUCAACACCGAGGGCGGCUUCCUGUGCGACUGCGACGCCGGCUACCAGCGCAGCGACGACGGACACUCCUGCAUCGAUCGAAGGACGGGAAUGUGCCAUAGAUCCUUGGUCUCGGGCAGAUGCACGCCCGAGCCGUGGCCGAGGUUCAUGGGCGGGGCGGGCGGCGGACCGGGCGGCGGCUCGCAGCUGGGAGGCGGCGAGGGCCGGCUGCCCGGCGUGCUGCUGGACGACGUGGACGAGUGCGCCGCCAUGCCCGACCUAUGCGCACCCGGCAGAUGCGUCAACACUAUCGGCAGUUUCCGGUGCGUGUGCGGGCUGGGCUACAAGGCGGCGGGCGAGGUGUGCGCGGACGUGGACGAGUGCUCGCGGCGGCCGGCGCCGUGCGGCCAGCUGUGCCGCAACAGCGAGGGCUCGUAUGAGUGCCUGUGCCGCGCCGGCUACGAGCUGGACGAGGACGGCGCCGACUGCCGCGACAUAGACGAGUGCGCGCGCGGCUCCCACACCUGCCAGCAGACCUGCAUCAACACAGAAGGCUCCUUUGAGUGCGACUGCCAGGAAGGAUACGAGAAGCGCGGCGACGCCUGCGUCGACAUCAACGAGUGUCAGGAGGAGGGCCUGUGCCCGGCGCCGGGCAAGUGCGUGAACCUGCUGGGCUCGUACCGCUGCGUGUGUCCGCGCGGGUUCCGGCUGGACGUGGCGGGCGCGCGCUGCGUGGACCGCGACGAGUGCGGCGACGGCCGCUGUCAGCCUUGCCGCAACUACGCCGGUGGCUACCGCUGCGAGUGCCCGCCAGGUUCAGUGCGCGCGGCGAGCGGCGGGUGCGUGCCGCAGGACGCGUGCGCGGAGGGUCCGUGCGGCGCCGCGCCCUGCUUCCCGCUCGGCGCCGCCUACCGCUGCGGCUGCCCCGCCGGCUACGGCUGGGACGCGGGACACGGCGUCUGCCUCCAGCUGGGCGGCGGGUGCGCGGGCGCGAGCUGCCUGUUCGGCUGCACGGCGCUGGGCGGCGCGUACCAGUGCGGCUGCCCGGCGGGCUACGCGCUGGUGGGCGCCGGGCACUGCCUGGCCGCGCUGGACGCGCCCGGCGACGGCGACAUCGGCGACGCGCCCGUCUUCCCCGUGCGCGACCAGUACCGCGUCGGCGGAGACUCCGACCUCAUAUCCACUGAGGGAUGCUUCAGCUGCAAGAUGAACGGCCGGCACAGGAGGGCGCCGGAGGAGGGCAUCGUGUUCGCAAACGGCACCACUUAUGUGCGCCGGCGCAGGAGGCGCAGCAGACGUCGUCGAUCGCUGCUGGAACCCGAGGCGGAGUUGAUAGUGGUGAAGGUGACGCCGCGGCAGACGUGGGGCCGCGCGCCGCUGCUGCGGCUGGUGCCGGCGGAGGGCGGCGGGCGGCCGCACUACCGCAUCGCCUACGGGGACGACGACAAGGACUUCGUGCUGUCGAAGCGCGACGGCGCGUGGGCGCUGCGCCUGCGCCGGCACCUGAAGGCUCAGGCGGCGCUGGAGCGGCAGCUGGAGCUGGAGGCGCGCUUCGUUCCCGCACCGCAGCCGGGCAGGCGGCGGCGGCGGCAGCUGGCCGCGUCUGCGCCGGCGCCGCUCCGCCUCUACGUCUCCAUACACAUCGCGCCCGAGCGCUGACGCCGCGCCCUCUACUGAAACUCAUCUAUAUUAUUACCACGUCCCGAAUGUCACUGCCACGAACACUGCCAUUUUUAUUCGCUGUCAAAGUCGACAGCUGUCGCCACGAUCCGCCAUUUUUAAAUUGUCGUUUAAAGUUCCGUCAAUGUGUGUCCGUCUGCGGGCGAAGUGAUUCUGACUCGACCGGGGUCGGGUGCGAUGCAAUAUUUUGCACAAUCUAGUAGUGGUAUAUGUAUUUUAUAAGUUCAUUUUUAAUUAUUAGUGAAUUUUUGACUUAUAAAGUUGAAAAUAUAUUUAUUU